Hydra vulgaris (swiftwater hydra) is the source of this 2454-nucleotide messenger RNA. Its product is annotated as protein transport protein Sec23B. Gene Ontology annotation, cellular component: COPII vesicle coat; endoplasmic reticulum exit site. Gene Ontology annotation, molecular function: zinc ion binding; GTPase activator activity. The record is from RefSeq and is a predicted model, not a curated record. Lineage: Eukaryota; Metazoa; Cnidaria; Hydrozoa; Anthoathecata; Hydridae. Gene Ontology annotation, biological process: intracellular protein transport; COPII-coated vesicle budding; COPII-coated vesicle cargo loading.
CAAGAAUGACGCAGUGUCUCAACUUCCCAAUUUUUUGCGAAUAAACAAAAUCAGAAGAAAAUCAAAACAUAAGUUACCGAUUCAACCUAAGAUGGCUACUUAUCAGGAGUUUAUACAUCAAAAUGAAGAUCGUGAUGGUAUUCGAUUUAGUUGGAAUGUUUGGCCAUCAAGUAGACUUGAAGCUACAAGAAUGGUUGUUCCUGUAAGCUGUUUAUACACUCCUCUCAAAGAAAGGCCAGACUUGCCACCUAUUUGUUAUGAGCCUGUUAUAUGUUCUAAAGGUAGCUGUCGUGCUAUUCUUAACCCACUAUGCCAAGUAGAUUUUCGUGGUAAAUCAUGGAUAUGUAAUUUUUGUUUUCAAAGAAAUGCGUUUCCUCCGCAUUAUGCUGGAAUAAGUGAAGAACAUCAACCUGCUGAAAUCAUUCCUCAAUUUUCCACUAUUGAAUACACUUUGCCAAGGCAGCUUAAUAAUCCACUUAUCUUUUUGUUUGUUGUUGAUACUUGUCUUGAUGAGGAAGAUUUAAAUGCAAUUAAAGAUUCUCUGCAGAUGUCACUUAGUUUAUUACCACCAACAGCACUAGUUGGUCUUAUUACAUUUGGUCGUAUGGUUAAUGUUCAUGAACUUGGUUGUGAUGGAAUUUCAAAAAGUUAUGUUUUCAGAGGCAAUAAAGACAUCACAACUAAACAAUUGCAGGAUAUGUUAGGGAUUGGUCAAAAGGGCCAGCAACAACAACAAAAAUUGCCUGCCCCAGUAGAUGAAAUACAUAACAGGUUUCUUCAGCCCAUUCACAAGUGUGAAAUGAGUGUAACAGAUUUAAUUGGUGAAAUUCAACGUGAUCCAUGGCCUGUUGCUGCAGAUAAAAGGCCACUGCGCUCUACUGGUACUGCUUUAGCGAUUGCUGUCAGUUUAUUAGAGUGUUCAUAUCCUAACACUGGUGGUAGAAUUAUGCUAUUUGUUGGUGGACCUUGCACUCAGGGCCCUGGAAUGGUUAUUGAUUAUGAACUUAAAAAUGUAAUACGAUCUCAUCAUGAUAUAACAACUGACAACACACCUCACAUGAAAAAAGCUAUUAGGUUUUAUGAAAGCAUAUCCAGCAGAGCAUCUGAUAAUGGACACACUAUUGACAUAUAUUCCUGUUCUCUUGACCAACUUGGUCUUCUUGAAAUGAAAUCAAUUCCCAAUAAUACAGGAGGCUACAUGUUUAUGGGAGAUUCAUUUGAUACUGCACUUUUUAAGCAGUCAUUUCAAAGAGUGUUUUCUAAAGAUGCGAAGAAUGAAUUUAAAAUGGCAUUUGGUGUAAACAUUGAAGUUAAGACAUCUAAGGAGUUAAAGAUUUCUGGAUGCAUUGGACCAUGUACUUCACUUGAAAAGAAAGGUCCAAACAUUUCUGAAACGGAAAUUGGUAUUGGAUCAACUUCAGCUUGGAAAGUCAGUGGAAUGGAUUCUAAUACAACAUAUGCUUUUUUCUUCGAAAUUACUAACUCGCAUACUGCACCAGUGCCACAAGGUGGCCGUGGCUGUAUACAAUUUAUUACACAAUAUCAGCAUUCUUCUGGCCAGCGCCGUGUACGUGUAACUACAUGUGCACGCAAUUGGGUAGACUCAGCAAACAUGCAUCAUGUUCCUGCAAGUUUUGAUCAAGAAGCAUCUGCUGUCCUUAUGGCACGUGUAGCUGUGCAUCGCUGUGACAGUGAUGAUAAUGUACAAGACGUCUUAAGGUGGUUAGAUCGUAUGCUAAUUCGGCUUGUUCAAAAGUAUGGCGAAUAUAACAAAGAUGAUGCCAUCUCUUUUCGCUUAGCUGAUAAUUUUUCUUUAUAUCCUCAGUUUAUGUUCCAUCUAAGACGGUCACAAUUUCUGCAGUACUUUAACAAUAGUCCAGAUGAAACCGCAUUUUAUCGCCAUUAUCUUGAUAAAGAAGAUGUUACAAAUUCAUUGAUAAUGAUCCAACCUAUACUUUAUUCGUACUCAUUUCAUGGUCCUCCAGAACCUGUUUUAUUGGAUUCGAGUAGCAUUCAACCAGAUACAAUAUUAUUACUUGAUACCUACUUUUUAGUUCUUAUACAAAAUGGUGAAACAAUUCAAGCAUGGAAAAAUAUGAACUAUCAAGACGAUCCAGCAUAUGAAAAUUUCCGUCAGUUGUUGCAGGCACCUAUCGACGAUGCUCAAGAAUUACUGCAAAAUCGAUUUCCAGUACCAAGAUAUGUUGAAACUUAUCAUGGUGGAAGUCAGGCUCGGUUUCUUUUAUCUCGAGUAAACCCAAGUCAAACUCACAAUAACAUGUAUAUGAUGGGCGGUGGAGAUACAGGAUCUGCGAUAUUAACUGAUGACGUCAGUCUUCAAGUAUUUAUGGAUCAUUUGAAAAAACUUGCAACCUCUUCGGCAACGUAAAUGAAAAAAUUGUUUAGGAAUAAAAUUUGAAUGUAAUUUAUUUUUGCGGUACAUUUUAUACUCUA